This is a messenger RNA of Lactuca saligna, 1795 nucleotides long. Lineage: Eukaryota; Viridiplantae; Streptophyta; Magnoliopsida; Asterales; Asteraceae. The record is from the annotation of a GenBank genome assembly.
AUGUAUAGAGCUCUUGGUAGACAUCGGCUCAUAUACCGUUCCCUCAUAUCAAACUACGUUAAAACUGGUCUCAUAGACAAAGCCCUCCAAGUGUUCGACAAAAUGUCUCAAUCAGAUUGUCGAGUUUUCAGCAUUGACUACAACCGAAUCAUUGGCGUUUUGGUAUGUCAUUCACGUUUCGAAUUAGUGGAACUGUAUUACGAUGCCAUGAUUCCAAAAGGGUAUUCUUUAAACUCAUUCACAUACUCAAGGUUUAUAUGUGGUUUAUGUAAAGUUAAAGACUUUAGAUUGAUUGAUAAACUUUUAAAAGACAUGAAUAGAAUAGGAGCUGUGCCUGAUAUGUGGGCAUACAAUAUGUAUUUAAAUGUUCUCUGUUCUGAAAGCUCAGUGGACAUAGCUUUAACAGUGUUGACAAACAUGGUCGAGAAGGGUAAAGAACCUGAUGUUGUGAGCUACACCACUGUUAUAAACGGUCUAAUGAGGGCUAAAAAGUUCAAUGAAGCUGUUGAAAUGUGGCAUGAAAUGAUCCGAAAAGUAGGUUUCAUGAAACUUUCCUUCAGCACACAAGUGUACAAUGUUCUUAUUCAUGGGUUUUGUAAAGCUGGUUGCCUUAAUAAAGCACUAGCAAUCAAAAGCUUUAUGAGAAGAAACGGGUGUCCACCUGAUUUGGUUACUUACAACAUCUUUUUGAAUUAUUAUUGUGAUGAAUUGAUGUUAGAAGAAGCUGAAAAGCUAAUGAAGAGUAUGGAGAGAAGUGGUAUGAAGCUUGAUAGUUAUAGUUACAACCAAAUCAUCAAAGGUUUUUGCAAAGUGAAUCGUAUAGAAAAGGCAUACAUGUUAAUUGUGAGAAAAAUGGAAGUGAAAGGUAUAGUUGAUGUUGUAUCUUACAACACAAUCAUUAAAGCUCUUUGUAAAGGGCCCCACAACACUAUGAAAGCAUACGAGUUAUUUAAAGAAAUGGGCAUUCAAGGGAGAAUAUCAAUGGGUUAUGAUAUCUUUUGUGAUAUGGUGAAAGAUGGGAUUAAACCUGAUGUUGUUUGUUAUAAUGCGAUUAUUGGUGGGUUUUGUAAGGGUUUUAGGGUAAGUGAAGCUAUGGAUUUGUUUGAGAAGAUGAAAGUUGAAGAUUUGUAUCCAGAUGAAGUGACAUUUAGAUUGAUUAUUAGAGGACUUAUCUUUCAGAGACUCUUGUUAAAUCCAUCCAUUGAAAACAUGCAUAUGGCAUAUAAGUAUUGGAAAAAAGGUUGAAAUAUUUUGAUUUGAAGCUGGGCAUAUGAGUAAAGUUGAUAUGCCACUUCAAAGUCUCAUCAUCUUUCCAAUUGACUUCAAGUUGUUGACCAAGGUGCUCGUUAAAUGAGGAGGGCAUUUACGUCUUUUGCACAUACGAGAAGUCGAGAGUGAGUCAUUGCCCUCUCUUGUUCCACCAUUGGUAUUAAUCUCUGUUCUAGUCUAAUGCAUGUCAAACACAGUACAAGACUAGCAGUCUGUUUUUGUCUUGUCACGUGUAACAAACGGGCCUGAAGCACUUGAAGGAGACAAUAAGAUGUUAAUAAGGUGACAAACCAUGUUAUGUCAUAAACAUUUUAUGAAACAAAUGGAAAACAAUUUCCAAGUUGGAUUUUAAUAAUGAAAAAUGUGAGUUCAAAAAUGUUUGUAAAAUCAUUUGGAUAGGGUAGAGAUUGAUGAAACAUUUUAAUAUCUAAACUUAGUUUGAUGUAUAUAUGUAGCCACAAAAUGAGCUCUAAAAUGUUCAAUUGUAAUUUUGUAUUUUUCUUUUUUAAAAGAGAAUUCCAUGAUG